Molecule: messenger RNA, 2259 nt
Organism: Gopherus flavomarginatus (Mexican gopher tortoise)
Lineage: Eukaryota; Metazoa; Chordata; Testudines; Testudinidae
Product: beta-1,4-galactosyltransferase 3-like
Exons: 8
Coding region: 1004-2080 (358 amino acids)
Biological process (GO): carbohydrate metabolic process
Molecular function (GO): glycosyltransferase activity
Source: RefSeq, a predicted model, not a curated record
GGGGAGUGGGGUCUAGUGGUUAGAGCUGCGGGGGCUGGGAGUCAGGACUCCUGGGUUCUAUCCCUGUCUCGCAUGCCCAUUCCUUCGCUACAGACUUGCAGUCCUUGUUGGGGUGGAGCGGGCUAGGGAGGGCGGGGGGUUGAGGUCUCACAUGGGAGUAGUGUUGGCUCGUUUCACCUUGUGGCUUUAUUGCUAUUUGUCUGUGGUGGGGCGCACAGCUGGUUCCCUGCACAGACAGAGGUAGAGCAACCUCGGACUUCGAUCCUUCCCCGUGUUUCCCCUCUGGGCACAUUGCCGUCCCAAAACCGCAGCGUAGAACAAAGAGAGGCUGGGCUUGCACCAGGGCACAGAAACUCGCUCGUCCUGCGCUGCUGACGUAAAUCCACCCCCAGCUCUGUGGGGUAAAGGGGAGGGGCACAGGGUGGCUGUUCCCUGGCUGCCCCACCCCAGAAGUGGCUGCAUCUCAACACUGGGCAAGUCAUCCCCACAUGACAUCCCCAUGGGACCUUUGUAACCCAGCCAGGAACUCAAACACGCUAGAUCCUGCUUUCUUCCUCUAGCCGCAGGCUGAUUGCUGCCGGCGGUGGGGUGGGGGGGUCUGGUCACACGCCUCACGCUGUAAGGAAGGGGCAUCUGGCGGGCACCCUGUGAUGGGGUUUGCUGCUUUCCAAACCUUGGGCCCUUUAAGAGAGAUGAGGAGUAGCUGCCUGGCAACCCCUGGUUGUCUAAGCAACAGGACGCUGGCUCACCCAGCAACGGGGGGCGGGUGCUGAAUCCAGCGGGCUCUGUGCCUGCCCCCUGGGAUCCAGGCUGGGUUUCUGGGGCCCUGGCACAUCCCAUGCCCGCCUUGGGGCGCCCCACGGACAGAGCCCAGAGCCAGCUGCAGGGAGUGAGAGCCGUCUCGGUGGAGCGGACUGGGGGGCGCUGUCCAUCUCGAGGACGCGGGGCCGUAGCCGUCUCCGCCCGCCCGCCGGCCAUGGCUAGAUGAUCCUGGCCCCGCGCCAUGCUGCAGUCCCGCGCCCGGUACCUGCUGCUCCUGCUGGGGGUGCAGCUGGUGGUGAUGGCGCUGCUGUACCACGAGGGCUACCGCCGGCGGGUCGCCUACUUCCUGGGCAUCUUCUACAAAGGGGGGGCCCCAGCCGGGCUGGGGGGACCACAGGGUGCCACCCACAACGCCUCGCUGCCCGGCGACGUCUAUGCCAACCUCAGCCUCAUCGCCCGGCCCCCACUGCGUCCCGAGGAACUGCCCUACUGUCCUGAGACCUCCCCGUUCCUAGGGGGCCCGAUCCGGGUGACCUUCCCCCCGGGGCUGACCCUGGAGGAGAUUGUGCGCAAGAACCCCUACGUGACGGCCGGGGGCAGGUACCAGCCCCCCGACUGCGACCCCCUGCACCGCACGGCCGUCAUCAUCCCCCACCGCAACCGGGAGCAGCACCUGCGCUACCUUCUCUACUUCCUGCACCCCUUCCUGCAGCGCCAGCAGCUCAGCUAUGGCAUCUACAUCAUCCACCAGGCAGGGAACUACACCUUUAACCGGGCCAAGCUGCUGAACGUGGGGUUCAAGGAGGCGAUGAAGGAUGAGGACUGGGACUGCAUUUUCUUCCACGACGUUGACCUCAUCCCUGAGGACGACCGCAACCUGUACACCUGUGACCGCUUCCCCAAGCACGCCGCUGUCGCCAUGGACAAAUUCGGAUACAAGUUGCCCUACAAGACGUACUUCGGGGGGGUGUCAGCUUUGACCCCGGAGCAGUACAUGAAGAUGAACGGUUUCCCCAACAACUACUGGGGCUGGGGGGGUGAAGAUGAUGACAUCGCUGUGAGGGUGGCACUGAGUGGGAUGCUGAUCUCCCGGCCCUCCAUACAGCACGGCCGCUACCGCAUGAUCAAACACGGCCAUGACAAGGGCAACGAGCAGAACCCCAGGAGGUUUAACCUGCUGGCCAAGACACGUCGGACCUGGCGCCAGGACGGCAUGAACACGCUGGACUAUCAGCUGCUGGCCAGGGAGCUCCAGCCCCUCUACACCAACAUCACCGUCGCCAUCGGCACGGAGAAGGGCCUGCGCCGCCCCACGUGACCUCCCCGUCCGCACGGGGGCUGGGACUUGGGGGGAGGGGGGCGUGGCUGGCCCCCCGGACUGGACCCCCUGAUCCACCCUGGACUGAGCAACCAAAGAUGCCCAGCUGGAGGGGGUGGGGCCUUGAGCUGGUGCUGCAGGGGGAGGGGGAGAGAUUGGGCCCCUGAGCUGGGGCAGGG